Messenger RNA from Physella acuta, 2074 nucleotides. RefSeq lists its product as uncharacterized. NCBI's taxonomy places the organism in Eukaryota, Metazoa, Mollusca, Gastropoda, Physidae. The record is from RefSeq and is a predicted model, not a curated record.
UUUUGUUGUGUUCUUUCAACAACGAAGAUGUGUUUUAAUCUUCUUGUGCUAGAUUCAUCGAGUGAUAUUAUUAGAUAUUAUUUUUUAUGUUAAUAGAAAUGUAUCACAACUACCUAAGGUGAAACACAGUCGCUUGUUGUGUAAUAAGUGAACCUUAAAUAAAGAAAAAUGAAAUUCAGCAUUUUAUUAUUUAUAUUUUUCAUCAAAGUGAGAAUUUGUUAUGCAGUGAUCUACACACUCACAAUAGGAGACUCAAUCACCUGUAGUUGUUGGAGAUUUGGGAAGGUUGAACUAUCAUGGAUUUUGCAAAAAGUAAAUGGAGAAGAAAUACCCCUCAUCACAAAUUGCUCCUACCCCUACAAAAAUUGCCCAGUCCAGUACUAUGAAGGUAACAUUUUCUUUGAGGUUAACAAUUUUUGGAAUAAACUGACAGUCCAACACGUCGAGCAAGACAUGUUUCGACUGAUAUGCACACCAAAUUUUACCUCUAUAUACCUGGACAACUGUAUGAUGAAUGUCGUUGAUAGUGCCGGAGCUCCGUCUGUUGGUUCACCAAUUCACACUCUAAACAAAGGAGACCAAUUCACCUGUGAUUGUGAUUUAUUUGGUAGUCCGAAACUUGAAUGGACCCUACAAAAAGUCAGCGGUGAGAUGAUCAGCCUGGUCAGGACAUGCUACCAGCCAUACACAAGCUGUAUCCCCGUGUACGAUCCAGCGAAUUUUAUAACAGUGACUGAAGAUAAAAAUGCAUACAUGAAGAAAUACAGCUCUAUAGCUCCGAUGUUUGUAUCAAAGCUGACAGUGAAGCAUGUGGACAAAGAUAUGCUGCGGGUGUUUUGUUCUAGCGAUGGUUUUGGGAAUAGACGAGAUCGAUGUUUGAUGAAUGUUGUGGAUUACGUUCGACCCAACAACGGCACUUCAAAGAGCACAGCAACAUACUCAACUACCCAAUCACCGGGCGUCUACUUAACCAAAUACCCCACACAAUCAUUCCUGACAACCCCAUUCGAAUUCCUCUUCUUAACCACACCUAAACCAGCAACUGAAAACUACGCAACCAGCCACGAACAAAACAUUAGUUUAUAUGCGUUGAUUUUCGUCGCAGUUUUAAUAACAAUUAUAUGCGUGAUAGCUAGCUUUUAUAUCAUAUAUGCCAAAAUUAAGAAAUUACAAAUAGAAAGAGAAGCCAUGCGUGCUGUUAGUCGUACGCCUCAGUUAACGCCAACAACUGCUCCUGAACCUUAUCAAAAUGACAUGAGUUCAACACGCGUAAACCCACUAGUUCAUCCAAGUAACAGCACACUAACUACAGAGUCGCAACAACACACAGCAUCAAUACAGAAUUCUGCCCCAAAUGACUUACCACCGCCGUAUUCCAGUCUACUUGAACUAAGAGUUGAACCGCCCCCAUACACGACACUGACAGCUGAAAGCUACAACUGCGAGUCUGCUCCAUCGCAUGAAGCACAGGAUGUUCCGCCUCCAUACACGACAAGAUACAUUGCGACAUACAACAGUGUGUCUCUAUCUGCCCAACAACAAGCACAGAAUGUGCCACCUCCAUACACAAGAUACACUACAACAUACAACUGUGUGGCUCUAUCUGCCCAACAAGCAACCAAUGAGCCGCCUCCACCCUACACAGUGUGGCAUACCAGCUGAAACUACACAAAUGGUCUUCGUAGGAUAAAUGAUUUGUGAGACUGCAUACUUUAACAUGGAGCCAAAAUCUCUGUUUUAUCAACAAAUUAACAUGUCUAUAUUUUGCUAUAUUAAUUUGACUUCUAGCUGCUGGAAUAAACCAGUAUUUUAUUUUACCUGUAAAUACCGUGUGCAAAAUGAGAUACAAAUCGAAUCUUAAUCAAACUCAGCAAUGAAAAAAAAAAUGACAUUAACGACACAUUAUCAUUUUUCUUGUCUUUAACUGAAUAAAUACGUGAAUGAUCAAUACGUCUUAAAUUUUUUUUGUUCCACAUUAAUACACAGACAAUAACAUGCAUACAUGUUUAAAACAUACACAAAUCAGCUUUGUCAUUGUGCUCAUAAUGUUAAUUUUUCAAUUUCUCAAAUAAAU